Molecule: messenger RNA, 261 nt
Organism: Parnassius mnemosyne (clouded apollo)
Lineage: Eukaryota; Metazoa; Arthropoda; Insecta; Lepidoptera; Papilionidae
Source: the annotation of a GenBank genome assembly
AUGGAUUGGACUUUCAGGCACUAUCUCGUGGCCAGCCCGUUCCCCAGAUUUAAAUCCCCUGGAUUUUUUUAUUGGAGCGGUCUCAAAGAGAAAGUUUAUUCAAAGCCCAUUGACAGCGUAGCCAAGCUGCGUGAACGAAUUUCUCAAGAUGCCGAGGACAUCAACUCUCGAGGAUAUGCCCGACUAAUAACUAGAUCUUUUUUAAUAAGAUGUAGGGCAUGUAUUGAGAAUGAUGGUAAACAAUUUGAACAUUUAUUGUAA